CCCCAACCUUAACAUAAAUCACACCAACAUUCUACGUACGAACUCAUUAUCUUUUCCAUUCUCCAAAACCAAAUCGAAAUGGCUAGCCCUCAAAUGAGACCGGUAGUGUCACUCCUGUUGGUCUUGAACUUUUGUAUGUAUGCCAUUCUUCUAGGCAUCGGUGGUUGGGCAAUGAAUGUUGCCAUUGACCAUGGUUUUAUCCUCGGUCCAGAGCAUGAGUUGCCGGCUCAUUUUUCACCAAUUUAUUUUCCAAUGGGAAAUUGGGCGACGGGAUUCUUUGUGACUUUUACGUUGAUCGCGGGUGUUGUUGGUAUUGCGUCGAUUUUAGUUGGAUUCGAUCAUUAUCGAGCUUGGGAGUCCGCUAGCAAGUCUGCAGCAAUAUCAUCCGCUUUAGUUGCAUGGACUCUUACCGUCCUUGCCAUGGGGUUUGCAUGGAAGGAAAUUGAGCUUGAAGGAAGAAAUGUCCGCUUGAGAACCAUGGAGGCAUUCACAAUUAUUCUUUCGGUAACUCAACUCGUAUACGUAGCGGCCCUUUAUGGGUAAUCGAUGCAGUGACUUCGCGAGAUGAUCUAUAGGCUUGUAAUUGUGCUUGGAUUUAUUUUUUUAUUUGCCUAAUUUCCUUUUGUUUUUAUGUACGUAUCGAUUAAUUUGUAUGAUGCAACAUAAUCAUAUACACAUGUAUUCUUAAAUUGUUUUUAUUUUUAUUUUUAUUUUUAAUAAUUUAAUGUGUAUUGUAUCUUGUCGUUUUGAA
Molecule: messenger RNA, 751 nt
Organism: Helianthus annuus (common sunflower)
Lineage: Eukaryota; Viridiplantae; Streptophyta; Magnoliopsida; Asterales; Asteraceae
Product: membrane protein PM19L
Exons: 4
Coding region: 79-543 (154 amino acids)
Source: RefSeq, a predicted model, not a curated record